Molecule: messenger RNA, 1319 nt
Organism: Alexandromys fortis (reed vole)
Lineage: Eukaryota; Metazoa; Chordata; Mammalia; Rodentia; Cricetidae
Gene: Gpx6
Product: glutathione peroxidase 6
Exons: 5
Coding region: 46-711 (221 amino acids)
Biological process (GO): response to oxidative stress
Molecular function (GO): glutathione peroxidase activity
Source: RefSeq, a predicted model, not a curated record
GCAGUUCCUGAGGUUCAAGACUCGCCCUGUGUUCCUUGUACAGCCAUGGCCCAGCAGUUCUGGGUCCCCUGUCUUUUCACACUAUUUCUAGCUGCCUUGGCUCAGGAGUCUCUGGGUCCUCAAAAAGCAAAGGUGGACUGCAACAAGGGGGUGAAUGGCACCAUCUAUGAGUACGGAGCCAAGACCCUGGAUGGCGGGGAGUAUGUUCAGUUCCAGCGGUAUGCAGGGAAGCACGUCCUCUUUGUCAAUGUGGCGUCCUUCUGCGGCCUGACGGCCACUUACCCUGAACUAAACAAACUGCAGGAGGAGCUGGAGAGCUUCAAUGUCAUCGUUUUGGGCUUUCCUUGCAACCAGUUUGGAAAACAAGAACCUGGGAAAAACUCAGAGAUUCUCCUUGGACUCAAAUAUGUGCGUCCAGGCGGUGGCUAUGUCCCCAAUUUCCAGCUCUUUGAGAAGGGGGAUGUGAAUGGAGAAAACGAACAAAAGAUUUUUUCUUUCCUAAAGAACUCCUGUCCUCCCACCUCUGAACUCUUGGGCUCUACGGAAUAUCUCUUCUGGAAUCCCAUGAAGGUCCAUGACAUCCGCUGGAACUUCGAGAAGUUCCUGGUGGGGUCCGAUGGAGUGCCUGUCAUGCGCUGGUUCCACCACACCCCUGUCAGCACUGUCCAAUCCGACAUCAUGGAGUACCUAAACCAAACCCAGACCCACUAGGAUAUACCUUACACAGAAUGCCUUUGCUCCACUCCUUCGCCAGCCUCUGUAUGACCAAAGCCUACAACACUGCCUAGGUCCCUCCUAAUGCUUGUGUGGACAGCUCUGUAUGACUGUAUACAGAAGUGUAGUUCUGGUAGGUGUGCACAUGCAUUGAAAAUUAAGGAAAAGAAAAUCUAUUUACCCAGAUAUCAGGCUCUGCUAUAUCAAGUUUUCCUAAACUAUUCCAAAAGGAAGUCAUAUUUUAGAGUUGAUGAUCCAGACAAUCCUAUCCACCUAAAAACAGCAAUCCCGCAAGGGUCCCAGUGAGUUAAAGGAAGUGGAAAUGGGUAGACGACCCUCUGGGCUCCCUUUCCAGCCUCCUCUCCUCCCAAACUGGGGAUGCUUUGUUAAGCUCUUCUUCUGUCUAGUCCCCUAGGUGGUGAUCUUGUAGUUUUCUUAGGGGAUUCUGAAGGCUGAGAGCAGAAACCUCACCUGGCAUGAAGGAAGGGUCAUCUCCAUCCCCGUAGGCCCCAGGGCCCCUCUGGAUGAUACCCGACCAGAACCUUCCUGGGUGCCUUCCUGUUAGCACAUUCCAGUCCCAGCUCCUGGCCAUGGAUGUCUUUCAC